GUACAUGAGAAUCAGAAAUUUUAUCAGAACAAGGGUGGAUGCAACAGCACUCCUACACGUGUAUGGUUUACCACCGUGGACGAUGUCCUCAGUUCCCAGGCUCCAGCAACAAAACUCAAGAACAACAGGGACACUGAUGGUGUGUGAGUGGACAGAAACAUAUUCCUCAGUGAGCAGCUUGAAAGAAAGGACACAGACAUCACUGAGGAAGAAGAGGCUGGACAGAAGGAAACGGUGGAUUCCGCCUGCAGAUGUUGCCCAUCACCACAUGACUGAUGUGCUCGGCCGUUGACUGGAGCGAUGGAGGACUCCCCCGUCAAGCAACCUUGUCCAUUCAAUCAAAGACCCCUGGACUUCUACCUCAAACUGUUGCUGCUGUUGAAGAAUGUGAUGCACAAUCAAAGUUUAAUGCCACACUGUCCUUUAAGGACAGAAGACGGUGGGUUUCCCAACUUCACGUCCGACGCAGGGUCCCCUUUCUUUUAGAGGCUCCCUCUUCCUGCAACACUGGGACGCUUACAUCACUAUCAGCUAACCCUGGCUGAUGGUGACAACACUUUGCCCCACUGGAUGGUGUUUAGGCAACAAAGUCACGCUCUGGCCGGCCUGGCUCUGACUGAAGAGUGUGGGGCGUACCACCUUCAAGUGUCUGUUGCCAGCCAGAAGUGUGCUGCCGACAUUUAUCUGCACAUCCUAAACAAGAAAGUGACUGACAAGGACCCAGCAAGGGGAAAUCAGAACAGAGAUUCUCUGUCCUGCUCUGAAGGGGAGAUGAUCUUCUGGGCUAACCUUCUCCUUAAGCUGAACCCUGCGACUCUUGACGCCACCCAGCGUCUCCGUCUGGUCAGCACCGUGGCCAACUACCUCCGCCUGCCGAUGGGCUUUGUCUACCUGUUUUCGAGAAGAGAAAACUUCACACAACAACAGCAGAAGAAGAAGCUACGGGUUUGCAGGCGAGGCGGGCUCGUGGAAAAACCAGAUGUCUCGGGAGACGUGGCCGAGCUCCUGUGGCCCGUCGGCUGCCCAGGAGAGGAACGACUGUCGGAUUUAGCCACGUUACUGGAACACAGUGUGCAGACGGGAGGGUUGGAAAGGCUGCUGGGAGCUCCUGUUUUUGAAUGGAGGAUGCUCUGUGCACCUGAAGGGCUUCGACAUAAAGUUAAGAGAGACUUGCAGAGGCUAAAAUUCGUUCCAACUUCAACUCAGUUCUAUCAGACAGAGAGAUUUGACCAUUCACACCCAUAUUUACUUCCUCUAAAACUGGAACCAAGUCUGUCAACCUUUUUUUUGCUUAGGAACCACGAGGGAACAGAACUGGAGCCAACACACACGGAAAUUGCAGUAAACUCUUUUGGCAAAGAAGAUUUACUACAGCACUCCGGCACACGAGCAGAUACUUUGCCAGAGAGGGUUUUCAAGUUGACUUCUGAGGAUCAUGCUUUUUUGCACACCUCAUUCUGUGUGGUAUUUUUCUGCAGUGAUCCAAACUGGUUCUCGGUUCACAAUUCUGGAGAAAUUAAAGCCACUGAAGUUACAUCCGAUUCACCACUGAGUACUUCAGAGUAUUUCUGGGCCACAGACUUUUUUUCUUCACCAUUUCUGCCUGAACGUGUGUCAACAGUCAGCCGUUUUGUUGGGGAACUGUCCGCCGACGCCGCCCUCUUAACAUCGGUACCCUCGUACCCUUCACUGCCGCUGACCCCGGCCCCUUACAGUGUCGCCUCCGCCCUUACACAUGAGGCCAUCGACGGGGCAUCACGGGCCAGUCGUCUGACCCUUCGACCUCAUCUGAAGGAAACUUCCCUCUGGACUGAAGAUCACAGAGCCAACCACACUGAGUCAGAGAGACGGCCCACGGUGAGCUCACAGGGACACUUCAUCUUUAGCCAAGAGCCCACAGAAGACCCCAACAUUGUCAAACCAACACUCCACAACCUCCCAUCUGUUUCUCAUCCACCUCUCACAGAGACACGGGAUGAUGAUGUCCUGCUUCUGGCCUCCAGACUCGAGCCAACACAGUCACCGCCGCCAUCGAAGACAAUACCGACCACUCAGCUGUUUCCAGAUGUGUCACCGACCUCAUGUUUAACGACCGGGCAAUUAUCAAUAACUCGGGAAACUGAGACGGCUCAACAUCUGUCUCCAGCUCCCUCCGUAAUGAAUCAGGAAGUGACGUCUCAGAUGAAUUUAACAACUCGGGACGUGUCCUCGACCACAUCAACAGGUCCGCAGACACCGUCUGGUGAAGUUGAGCUGGAGUCUUCGCUCACAACGUCCUUGUUGGAGCCUUCAGUAACAAUGUUAACGCCGGCUUUACCCUCUGAGCUGGGUCUCUUUAGUGGACAACUUGACACGCCGAAUAUCAGAAAUACACUAUUUAGUGUAGAGUUUGUGAAAGCAUCACCAGCUUCAAUCUCACUGUUGCAGACAUUAUUCUGGUCUUUGCUUCCCGAUUCUGACAUCUCCUCUUUGCAGCAGAAUCUUAAAAGCAAAGUUGAAAUGGACUUUCAGUCUGAAUUAGGCACAGAAUUAAAUUUAGCUCCAAAUGGACAAACACAGACAUUAUUUUCAGGAAUUUUCCUGACAUCACUAUUACCUUUGCAAAGGACUAAAAGCCCCCAAAUAAUUUCAGUCACAUUAAGUGUGUUAAAAGACCCGUCCUUUGAAGUAGGAUCAUCCGUCAAAUCAACUCAUGAACGUUUACAGUUCUUGCCAUCGAUGAAACCAACUCUUGUUCAUACACUGCAGCUUGAGGAAUCCCAGCAAAUUGAACCAGUGCCAGAGUCGCAGGGACAUUUUAAAGCAACUGCUCCCUCUACUGCUCAGGAGCCACGCACUACAUCACCCAUUCAUCUAAUGCAAAGUCUAGAGCCCUCAUUCCCCUUGUGUGGCCCAUCUGUGGCGAAGGAUCAUGUUCUCAUCAGUGGGUGCACCCCACCAAUUAAAAAUGCGUACCUCUUGAACACAACGGAGCAUGUUCUCCUCUCUCUGACUAGUUAUUCACCUGGUGAGAAGCACUGGAUGGCUUUGCCAUCUCAGUUUUUUACGUUUGAUUCAAGUGGCCACUUCUUUUCCACCCAGACGUCAGUGGACUACACUUCAUCGCACCUCAGCAGCAUCUCCUCGGGCACUAGCUUCUCAAUAAAAACACUUUCCACAGAUAGAAGACAAAGCUCAGUCCAGCCAUCGAGUUCUUCAUCUCUUGUCUCAAAUUCCUUGAAUCUCCCGCCCAGGGUGCUGCAGUCUAUUCCAGUGUUGGUGGCCACGGUUGGCUUCCCCUUCCUCUACUCAAUCCCACCUGAAACCUUUCUGGAUCCAGAAGAUGGUGAGGCAGAUGCGCUCUCGCUGGAGAUCAGGUUGAUUGACGGGCCCCCCCUCAGCGUGGGCACCUGGUUGGCCCUGGACGGUCUGGAGCUCUGUGGCGUUCCCCUGGAGGUGGACCUGCAGUUUGCUCCUCAGCAUCUCCUCCUGGUCGCCCGGGACAGACUGGGCCUGAGUGCUACGUUGCCACUGACUCUGGAUCUGCGGCGCAGCCCCUUCGAACCCUGUCACGUUUUCACCCUGACGACUCAACGCAGCCUCCACUCCAUCCUCCGUCACCGACACACCGUGGACCUCUUGCUGACAAAACUGUCUCGCUUUUUCAACAGCUCUGGCAGCCACCAGCUCGCUGUGGUUUCAGUGGCGCCUGGGUCCACUGUGGUGUCCUGGUACAACCGCAGCAUGUGUGAGACGGGGCAAAUGAAGACAACACGUUGCCACGCUGAUCUUAUACACGGCAUGUGGUUGGUAAUGGUGUCUGCAGACGGCUCAGUCCACCGGGAGUUCAGAGAAGCAAUGCUUCCAGAGUUCCCCAUCACCAAAGUUGGGCCUGUGAGCUACAGACAAGUCUGUUUUCCUACAACUCCCCCUCCAACAUUUGGCAGUUCUACCCCUCCUCUCCACACCACCAUAUAUCCAGGCUCAGGCACCAAUACAUCCCUCAGUCCUACCUCAAACACAUGCUUCUCUGCAUCUACAUCCGUCAGUCCCACCUCACAGCAGACUCACUCCCACCGAUGGAUGGCGGGCAUGUUUACAGCUCUCCUUGUCGUCUGCCUCCUCAUCCUGAUCGCCGUCGUCGUUGCUGCAGUUCUGCACUUCUGCAAAGAUCGUGGGAGGUCAAGAACAGUCGCCGUUUGGCGCGCGAACCGCCUCAUCUCAGGUCAAGGCAGAGACCGGAGAGCCAUAAGACCAAGGCGGCCUCCGCUGUUCCAACCCGAGCUGCCGCCGCCUCCGCUGAGACUGUGGAUUGACCUCACGCAAGAUGACGGAAGACCACUGCCAAUAGAGCAAGGACCAAAACCCCAGGACAAAGUGUUGCAGCCUUGUCCUAUACAUUAUGAUUUCUCAAAUAUAUAGUAAAAAGAAAAUCACCUGUAUGGUUUGUAACAACAUAAUGUCACAAUUCCAGUCCCUCAGAAGUAAAGAUGAUUCACAUCCAUGACUAUUAUAUGGUCGAUCAUUUGGGACUGGGAAAAAGUAGUUAAAAUUAUUGUGUUUUGACUGAUCAAUCUUUUUUUUUCCCAGUGAGCAGCAACAGUAAUAUGACUAAAUGAAUAAUAACGAGUUUCAAAAUUCCUCACAUCCACAUUCAAUAUCAUUUGUGCAAAAGACGACUGCAAAGUUCUUCACUGACAGCUUUUAUUUUUGUUACACAAUAUGUGAACGGCAUAUCUACAAAUUCAUGGGUAAAAAAAUUAUAAAUUUCUUGUUAGAGUUCACUGUCUCCCAAAGUUUGAAAAAACACUGAUCCAUCCUCGGAGCGGGGGGGUGAAGCGUUACGUAUCAAUGGAGACAUCAUCUGGCGGCCUUGCCAUUUUCAUGAACGUCCAUCCUGCAAACAAGGAAAAUGUUUAAGUCUCAGAUGUAAUCCUGUGUGAAAUGUAAAAGACAUCUACCUAUAGCACGUGAUAUACGACACAGAGAAAUACUUUUAAUAGACAUGAGUGGUAUCUGUGUACAUGUACAGGCUUCAGACAUAGGAGGCAACUUGUAACCCGCUCAAUGCGAGAGGAGCAAUAAAACGCAUGAAGUGAUAGAUGAUUGAUAUUUCCAUAGUAACACACCCGUUCUCAUCUUUCAGGUGCUGGUACAGCUCAAACUUGUUGUUGACCGAGCUCACUCUUCCGACAAACUCUUGGUGCUUCCUGGAAUUGGCUGCGGUGAUACGAUUGGACCACAUGGUGAGGAGCGAGACGGGACCUGAAGUAAAAAACACACACACACACACACACACACACACACACACACACACACACACACACACACACACACACACACACA
Scophthalmus maximus (turbot) is the source of this 5325-nucleotide messenger RNA. RefSeq names its product mucin-6-like. Gene Ontology annotation, molecular function: laminin binding; calcium ion binding. Bases 571 to 4401 code for a protein of 1276 amino acids. Lineage: Eukaryota; Metazoa; Chordata; Actinopteri; Pleuronectiformes; Scophthalmidae. The record is from RefSeq and is a predicted model, not a curated record. Gene Ontology annotation, cellular component: dystroglycan complex; sarcolemma; dystrophin-associated glycoprotein complex. Gene Ontology annotation, biological process: muscle attachment; axon guidance; morphogenesis of an epithelium. The transcript is spliced from 6 exons.